Molecule: messenger RNA, 339 nt
Organism: Auanema sp. JU1783
Lineage: Eukaryota; Metazoa; Nematoda; Chromadorea; Rhabditida; Rhabditidae
Source: the annotation of a GenBank genome assembly
CUGUUUGAAGAGAGAAUACUAGAGAAGCAGACAAAAUCUAAAUUGUUCAUGGCGCAGCAACCACCACCUUAUUACAAUCAUCAACCUACUUCUAGCCAAGUUUACUAUCAGCCUGGUACGAACUACCCGCAAGCGCCCAAUGGCGCUUACAACCCUUACCAGCCACAACCUCAAAUAAUUUACGUGGAACGUCCACAACAAAGGGAUAGUUCAAACGAUUGGUGGCUUACAUCGUUACUGGCCUUGUGUUGCGGUUGUUGUCUAGGAGAGAUGCUGUGUGAUUCACCUUGUCUAUGCUGUGUACUCCCUUGUCCGAUACGAAUGCCGCGAUUCCGUUAA